Molecule: messenger RNA, 5791 nt
Organism: Brassica rapa (field mustard)
Lineage: Eukaryota; Viridiplantae; Streptophyta; Magnoliopsida; Brassicales; Brassicaceae
Product: F-box/FBD/LRR-repeat protein At1g13780-like
Molecular function (GO): protein binding
Source: RefSeq, a predicted model, not a curated record
UUUUUAUGUUGUUUGUUGCCUGUUGACCCUCUUAGGGUUUCGUUUAGUGAUGCCUGGGUGCGAUAUGAUCAGCGAGUUGCCGGACUCUUUGCUCACUCAAAUACUCUCAUACCUUCCGACAGGAGAUUCGGUGCAGACAGGUAUAUUGUCUAAGAGAUGGAAGAAUCUCUGGCUAAGCGUUCCCGCUCUUGACUUAAACUGCUUUCUUAUUGCUUAUGAAGACGACGAAGAAGUGCUCUUCACCUUCGUUGAAAGAUUUCUCGAGUUUAGCCCCGAGUCAAGUCUUUUAAAAGUCAAGGUUAGGUGCAGGCCCCUCAUGAUAGAUGGUUUCAUGGACCGGGUCGGUACAAUGAUUAGCCGUGGAACACAACAUCUCGAUGUUGUGAGCAGAAACUGUUAUUUUGAAGAGCGCGGUAUGUACUAUGCUUGUGUCGAGUUCAUGCCUAUGAAUCUCUACACGAGCAAGACAUUGGUUUACUUAAAGCUCUCUUCUUCUGGACUUAUGGAUCCUGGUUUGGUUAUCAUGCCUUGUCUAAGAUUCAUGCAUCUUGAAGAAGUUAAAUGGCGUGUGCAUCUGGAGAAAGUCCUCUCAGGGUGUCCUGUUCUUGAGGAGCUGACUUUGGCGAGGGAUCCGGAUGAUGAUUAUGCACUUCGGAAUGAUGAAUUUGGGGUUAUGCGAGUGAGGUCUCAGAGCUUGAAGAGGUUUAGUGUGCUGCCGCUUAGGGAGGUAAGGGAUUACCAUUCGAUAGUGAAAUGCACACUUGAGAUUGAUGCUCCAGGGCUAGAGUAUAUGAGUCUUGGAGAAGAUCAAUUUGAUAGCAUUGUGGUAAAGAACCUGACUUCUUUGAUCAUGGUUAACCUUGAUAUCAAGUUUGUUAUCAACUUGAACGGAUUUUUUGAUCCAUGGGAUGCAUCAAAGAGGAAUGAAAUCCGUGGUUUUCUCAAUGGGAUAUCGAGUGUAAGACAUAUUAUCAUCUCUGAGAAAACAGUGAAGGCCCUUGAUCUUUACUCAAAAGGAGGAAUGAUUCCUAAAUUCAACAACUUAUCUCGUUUAGAAGCAGUGUUCCCUAGCGCCUUGUUACAGUUUCUGCCAGCCUUUCUUGAGUGUUGCCCAAAUCUCAAACACCUAGUCUUGAAGGUUGUUCAUUCAGAGGAGAUGAAUGAGGGAUUGGAACUCACAGAUGUGCCACGGUGUGUCUCAACGACUCUUGAGUGUGUUGAGAUUAAAGAUAAGUUUGAAUGGGAGGAAGAGAAGAUGAAAGUAGCCAGUUACUUUCUUGAAAACUCAGCAGUACUGAAGAAAUUCAUUCUGAGCCCUACAGCUUAUAAUCAGAACAUAUACGAGAAAGUUAAUAAACUCGCAAAACGUUCUACAGUAUGUCAAAUUAUCCAUGAAUGAAUGAGUUUCAUUAUCACUGUAUGAGUCUUCUUUUUUUAGUUAUGGUUGGCUUCCUUGACCAUUGUUGUUAAAUCUUCUUGGAUAUAUGUCUUAUUCUUUUAAAUAUUUAAAGAAAAUUAAGUAUUAUUAGAGCAACAUUAUCGGAUAGAAAUCGAAUUGGUUAUCUGAGCUAAAAAUAUUAAUAUUUUAUUAUUACUUUAUUAGAUUAUUAUAACUUAACUGAAACUAGAAAAUGAAGCUAAUGAAAAACAACAAGUAAGCAAUUACAGUUCUAAACAGAUUUUAAAAAGUUUGAUUUUAAGAUUCUCUUGCUUCAUCUCUUUUAUUUUUUUCUUUUUAAUAAUAUAAUAAUAUUUAAAAAUUCCUCCUCAUUUUCCGAUAAUGCUGCUCUUAAGUUCAGUUUUUAAUUCAUUUAACCUAUAUAUCUAAAAUUUAAAAAUAAAUAAAAAAUCGCUGUAACAAACAUUUUUCAUUUCAAAUUUAAUAUUUGUAAAUGUUAAGAAAAUUAAAGUUUACGGAUACUCCCUCUGUUUCAGAUUAGUUAUCGUUUUAAAUUUUUUUUCACACAAAUUAAGAAAAAACAUUAAAUUUCGUAUUUUAUCUCUAUUUAAUAUAUUUUUUUAUUUGGAUAUACUAUAUUAUUUAAUGAGCUUAAAUAGUAUGGAUAAAAUUAAAAAAUUAGUAAAUAAAUGCGUUGAAAACAUAAAACGACAAUUAAAUGAAACAAAUUUUAAGUUCUAGAAUGGUAAUUAAUCUGAAACUAAGAGAAUUAACUACAACUAAACUAUAAAAAUGCUGACAAAAAAAAACAACUAAACAAUAAAUAGAAACUUAAAAAAAACACAGUCCUGAGCAUUCAAAUUUCCAAGUAGAUUACUUGGAUUGGUCUUCAUUGAAUCCGAAAUCUGUUAAUUGAAAGUUAUUAAUAUAUGUAUUUAUAAAGUUUUGGAUCUGAGUAAAAUGCUGAGGACUAAAUUUCAGACAGAUCUUUUUCAACUCUGAUUAAUUCGGAAUGAAAGUUUUUUUUUGUUUGAACAAUUCGAAAUUAAAUAAAUAGCUUUUAUUUAUAUUUGGAAUGAAAUGAAAGUUUAGACUAAAUAAAAGCUAUUUAUUUAAUUUCGAAUUGGUUAAUUCUGGUUCGGAUUGGUCAAACGAAGACCAUUCUUAUUGCACCUGCUCCUACUCGUCGCCUUUCUCUUCGCUCUCCAAAGGUUGAAAUGUAUUCAAGAAGAGAGCUGGAUGAUUUGGAGUACAGAUACUACUGUGAGCUGAAAGAUGGCACUCGCAAGGUCAAGAUCUCUGACUCUCUCUUCAGGUGUCCCUUCUGCUACUUAGACCGCAAGCGUGACUACAACUUUGACGACUUGCUUCGUCAUGCUUACAACAUCAGCGGUAGUUCCCGCACUAAGGAUAUCCUCAGAGGCGUGAUCCUUUGGCUGCUCGUAAUGAUGGUCUGAUGUUUGUGCAUCCAUGGAAAGGGAUCUUGGCCAACAUCAGUAGAACUUUUAGUGAGAAGACAAGGAAGUUCGCUGGCGAGAGUGGAAGCAAAAUUAGGGAAGAGUUUGUUAGCAAAGGGUUUAAUCCCCACAAGGUCGAGCCACUGUGGAACGGCAGAGUUGGUUUCACAGGUUUUGCGAUUGUUUACUUUGGCAAAGACUGGGAAGCUUACAGGAACGCCACCAUGUUUGAGAAGCACUUUGAAGUCAAUCAGUGUGGGAAGAGAGACUAUGAUUCUGCACGUGAUCGUGGCGAAGAGCUUUACGGUUGGAUAGCAAAAAGGGAGGACUACUACUCGAGAACUGUAGUUGGAGACCACCUCAGGAAGCAAGGGGACUUGGUGACUGUUUCUGGAAAAGAGGCAGAGCAACAAAGAAGGGCAUUCACGCUUGUCUCCAACUUGGAAAACACACUCGAGACUGAUGUAGCGGAAGCUUUGUAAGAUAGGACUAGAGAUCCGUUGAUUCUUAGAAUACCCGGAUCUCUAGUCCUAUCUUACAAAGCUUCCGCUACAUCAGGUGGUAUCAGAGCUGCUGUUUUGGUUUCUUAAUCAAAACUCGAUCUGGAAUCAUGGAGAAUUUGUUCGCUAAUAGCGAAGAAAUUGUUUAUAAAGAAAUUAUUGGCGAUCCUGUUUAUGAUAUCUACUAUGACGAUAACAUAAACUUCAUCAACUAUCAGUUAUCAAGAGACGUGGCCGUGAAUCAAAGUCAAAGCAUGAUAUCAAGAGAAGAUGUCCACGUGUGCAGCCACUCCAAGCCCAUUGAAGGUGUGUUCGUAACGAGCAUGGAGAUAUCAGGGGUUUUGUCUCUUUAUCAUAACGAACACAUAAAAAUAAAAUUACAGAUCCUUAUGAUGUGUUUUGCUACGGUAGCUGUGAAGAUCAAAUUGAUGGUGCAAAAGAUUUAUAUUCUUUUAUUUGAUGGAUAUUAUCGGUGGAAGGCCAAGGAAAAGGAAAAAUAUGUGUGUCAUGGUCAAGGUUUUGGGAUCAAAGACCACGGUUAAGAUUCGAGGACGAAUCUUUUCAACCCGGAGAGAAUGGUGUAAAGAAGAUAUUUAGAAUAAAUAUCUUAUUUAUUUAGUGUUUUAUUUAGAGUUUAUUUAUUAUUAAGAUAAUUAUCUCUAAUGUUUUAGGGUUUUUAUGUUUUCUUAUAUAUAGUCUUUGAGGCUAUGGUUUUAUGCAGUUUAUGAUUUGAAUUAAUAAAAGUUAAGAGAUUUCUCUUUUGUUCCUUGUUUUCGGUAGAUCAUUGGUGAUCUCAACGAAUUUAAGAAGACAUUGAUCUUAGGCAUUCUUAGACUAAAUAAGAUCUUUGUGAUUAUCCUAGUUUUCCGGGUAUUCUAAGAAUCAACGGAUCUCUAGGAUAAUCACAAAGAUCUUAUUUAGUCUAAGAAUGCCUAAGAUCAAUGUCUUCUUAAAUUCGUUGAGAUCACCAAUGAUCUACCGAAAACAAGGAACAAAAGAGAAAUCUCUUAACUUUUAUUAAUUCAAAUCAUAAACUGCAUAAAACCAUAGCCUCAAAGACUAUAUAUAAGAAAACAUAAAAACCCUAAAACAUUAGAGAUAAUUAUCUUAAUAAUAAAUAAACUCUAAAUAAAACACUAAAUAAAUAAGAUAUUUAUUCUAAAUAUCUUCUUUACACCAGAGACCAAAAGCACUAACCUUGAAGAAAUAGAGAGCAAGUACAAAGAAACCAGUACAGAGCUUCAGAGGAGUAUGAAAGAGAAGGAUGAAAUGAUCAACGCUCAUAAUGAAAAGAUGAGUAGCAUGCAGCAAAAGGCGCGUGAUUAUUUGGCGAGUGUGAAAAAUGAACAUGAGAAGGCAGCUCAGCAUCUGGAAGCUCAAAGGAAAGAGUUUGAAGAGAGGGAGAGAUACCUUGAUAAAUGUCAAACGCUGAACAAAACUGAGCGACGAAAGCUUCAAUGGCAAAAACAGAAGAACUUAAUGGCUACUGAAGAGCAAAACAAAGCUGAUGAAGAAAUGACGAGAUUGGCUAAACAGCAACAGAGGGAGAAAGAUGAGUUACGUGAGAGUCAAAAAGCUGGAGAAGAAACUGGAUGAUGAGCUGGCACUGGAGCUGGAGAUAGAGAGAAUGAGGGGUGGGCUGCAGGUGAUGGGACACAUGGAAGAUCCUGAUAUGAAGGAAGAGAUAGAAAAGACCAAAGAAAAACUAAGGGAGAAAGAAGAGGAAUCAGAAUACCAAGAGUCAAUACUUCAAGCUCUUGUUGUUAAACAUGGCUAUACUAACGAUGAGCUUCAGGAUGCUCGCAAGGCUUUGAUCAGAUCAAUGUAAGAGUUGACAUUACGUGGUCAGAUAUCUGUGAAGAGAAUGGGAGCAUUGGAUGAGAAACCGUUCUAAAAACUAGCUAAAGAGAGAUAUCUAGCUGAAGAAGCUGAUGUUGAAGCAGCAACUCUCUGUUCCUUGUGGGACAACCACUUGAGAGACUCGGCUUGGCAUCCAAUUAAGGUCAUCCAAAUAGACGGAAUCCACAAGUACGUGCUGGAUGAAGAGGAUGAGAAGCUGAAGGAACUGAAGAAAGAGCUGGGGGACGAAGUGUUUGAAGCAGUGACACAAGCGCUGAUGGAGAGGAACGAGUACAAUGGAAGUGGAAGGUACAUAGUGCCUGAGCUUUGGAACUUCAAAGAAGGAAGAAAAGCAACUCUCAAAGAAGGUGUGGUUUAUCUGAUGAAGUUGUGGACGCACCUCAAGCCAAAGCCAAAGCGAAAGCGUAAGUAACAAACAAAAAAAGAAUCUGAAACCGAGUUUGUUGCCGAUGGGUUGAUACUCCUAUAUUACGACUUAAGUGAGUUCUUAUGAUUUAUAUUCCACAAGAGUAGAGAAACAGUUGUUAAGGUGAGAUCUUGGACGCAGAUGUUUAUAAUCUAAUGUGCUUGGUUUA